CUGCGCCGCGCUCAGCCGGCGUCGGACUCUCUUGCGGCGGCGCGAGGCAUUAGAGCGCGCGCUUCUCCGGGCACCUCGUGCUCGCCCCGCUGUUGGUGAUUUGUGUUUUGUGUGCGCCACUUGUCUUCGCCCUUCCCCGUGGUGGUGGUUCGGGAUAGAAGGGAGCCACGUCAUUUGACGCUGAGUCACGUCAUUCGGCGCGGAGUCAAGUCAUCCGUUUCGCAAUCUUUGGUGCGCGCGGCUCGUGGCGUCCGAGUAGUGACGCCGCCCCGAAAAGAAACGCUGCGUCACUCACCGACUCUGACGAUGCUGCGCUAGGAUGUUUCGUUAUUGUUGAUACCGACUGGGAUGAAGUUGCCGCUCUGCUGUUAGCAGGGAGCGAUCGCAUCGGAAACUUCUCGCUUCAAGAACACUUCACCAUCUUCUUUAAAGUGUUGACUCCGCAGGCAUGUGAAGACGACGUCUUGGCGUAUCUGUUGUCUACACAUUUCUCGCCUGGAAUUCACCGGGAAAGGAAACCGACAUGAGGAAGCGUCAGCGCUGCCGGUGCUGCCUAGUGCCGCACUUAACCACCCCUAUCGGCGGCUGAGCAACUGGACGGCAUGAGGCGAGGAUUUUUCAGAAUGGGGGUGCAGCAGCACCCGUGCUCGGCUGCGCAGCAUUCCCGAUGGUGCUGGCGCUGGCUGUCGGUGCGGGACCUGCUGCUGCUGCUCUGCUCGUUCGCCAUGCUGUCCGUGUACAUGAGCUACCGGCUGACCAGCCUGCACCUGCAGCCCAACCCGCAGGACACCGCGUCGGGGCUCAGUGAUGCUCUGCAAAGGAAUUCAGCGGACCAUGGAGGAAAUCAGCGCAACCCGAGAGAUGUUCAGCCGGCCAGGUCAACCACGCUCAACAACAGACUGCGCAAGAUGCUCGUCCAGCUGGAAGAGGAACAUCUUCGUCCUCUGCGCGAGUCCAACCGCGUCGUCGUGGUCCGUGGUCACAAGGCGGCCAUCAGCCGGGACCUGCCGCUCAUCAGCUCGGUCCUGGCCGAGCACGGGUGGCAGCUCAGGGCGCCGCCGUGGUUCCGCCGCUCUCCAGCGUCUCCGUUGGUGCCAAGCACUGGCGGCGGCAGUGGUGCUCCGGCAAAUUCCGUCUCCGGACUUGCACCUGCGGCCGCUGCUGCUUCGUCACUGGCUAGGCUUAACAACAAUACGGUCAGCAGCGACGGAGGAAACACGCUGCAGCAGUCAUCCGAGUGGGUGUUGCUUUUGUGCCUGAGCUUCAGUGAUGGAGACAAUGGAGCCUGCGUGGAGACCACCGAGCUGUCGCAAUACCAAGCGGUGAACAAGAUCCCCGGCCUCAAGAACGUGCUCCUCAAGAAAGAUGCUUUCUGCAACACCAUGAAUGAUGCCAGGAAGAUACCAGGCGUGAUGAAGGCUUCGCUAGUUCCCCUGUGCUUCGUGCUUCCGAGCCAGUACCAGCAGUUCGUCAACGUGGCCGACGCCCUGGGUUACUCGGCCCACUGGCUGCUCACCCCGCUCGCCCCCGGAGCCAAGGAGAGCGCCCCCGAGGCGCUGGACAUUUUCACUCCACUGGGAAGAGCUCGCAUCCAGCAAGCUUCGACGCGGCGCGCUGUGGUCCAGCAGGCCCUGUCGGCCCCCUUGCUGGUGCACGGGCAGCCUGUGAGCCUACGCGUGUUCGUGCUCGUCACAUCGCUCUCUCCCCUGCGCGCCUACGUGCACACCGAGGGAAUGGUGCGCCUGAGGAGCUACCGCGCCGGUCCCACCUCCGCGAAGCCUGGCAUGCGGGUGCAGCCCCUGUCUCGCUUCUGGCGAUUCGUGGAGCGCAACUACGGCCGCCAGUCUCUGCAGACAGCACUGGAGAGCCUCUCCGACGUGCUGGUGCGGACGCUGCUCGUGGCCGAGGCCGUGCUCCAGUCAACCCCGGCUGCGCAGGGACUACGCAAGUCCAGGCUUCCCAAGUGCUUCCAGCUGCUUGGCGUGGACCUGACCCUGAACACGUCCUUCCAACCGGUGGUGACCGAGAUGAACGGGCAGCCCAGCUUCUACCGGAGCCCCAGGGCCGAGGACGAGCCAACCAACGGGCUCAAGCAGCGAGUGCUGGCCGACGCCCUGAACCUCUUGUUCGGCGCCCAGCCCGUGGCCGACCAACUGGCCGAAGCUGUCGACGAGGUGUUCGAGAACCUCGGAAUCAUGGGUCUCAGCUGCCAGAUCUCCCACGACCUGUGCCUUAGCCGUGAAGACCUGGUCUUUCUCAUGGAUACGCGACGGGAGUCUAUGCAGACGGGAGGAUUUCAGCAGCUGUAUCCAACGUACAAGAGCGGACAGUACAAAACCUUCAUCGACGAGCUAGAACAGCUUCACAUGGGAACUCUUGAAGCAGGGGGAGCGACCGAAGACAUACAAAGGAGUGGCAGCCAGCACGGUACUGCCGACAUGCACCCGAUUGUGGUGGCGCUGCAGAGGCACUUCAACCGUCACGUGGCCGACGACAACUACUCCGACCUGGAGCCGGAGCCUAGCGACGUUUGGAAAGGGACCAACAGUUCUUCGGCGCAGCAUAAUGAGAAACACGAGGACGACUUCCUCAGCGGAAGUCAGGAUUUCUACGCCUCGAGUCAACCGACCUCGGCGAACGUCACUUGCAGCAAAGAUCCGUCGACGAUGCCGUACCUGGCGCAAAUCGUGACCGAACCGUCGGUGCGCCUGCAGCCGGCUUUCAGGCCGCAGCGGACCGAGUACUUCGCCAACGUCUCGUACGACCUGGUGUUAGUCAAGGUGUGGGGGCUGGCCCAGCACUGCGGCAGCCAAGUGCGCGUGGACGACAAGUACGGCCCAGCCAGGCCGGCGAACUAUACCCUGGGCGUGGGUGAGAACAAGGUCGUGCUGUACGUGAUGGACGGCGGCCAGCCGGACCCCUGGGUGGUCAACGCGUACACGCUGCUCAUCCGUCGCAUGCCUCUCGCAGACGACGCCGUGGUAUUCAGCCCAGCCGCUCAGCACCAAGUGUGCAGCCUCAAGCAGGAGUGCGAAAUGCAAGUCGCACCAGCGGAGCCGUGCGGCCUGUACAGCGAGACCUCUGUGGACUGGCCGAGCUACCUUGAAAAGGCGGCCCGACUACCUGUCUGCAAGGACGGCAGCUCCCAAGGACGCUGGGUGGUGCCUUGUGAGAAGUGUGCCGCCAAGGAGUCCUGCUUCUGGAAGGAGGCCCGCUGGCAGCCCUAUCAGUGCCGAUAUGUGAACCUGCCGCAGAGGACGCUUGCGCGCUGCAUGUCUGGAAAGAAGUUGCUGUUCAUCGGCGACUCGACGAACCGGGGCAUGAUGCACUACGUGAUGGAGCGCCUCAACGGCUCCCUGCAGCACUGGGACAAGACGCACGACCUGCGCGUCUACGCCAACCUGAACCGCGGCGAGACGGCGGUGGCGUUCGCCUACUACCCGCAGUUCUGGCUGCCCACGAGUCAGCGGCCUGUCUUCGACAAGGCGCUCUACCAGCUUAUCGAGAGGUCAAAGCCACUCCAGAACAACUCUAACACUGUCCUCAUCGUGGGCGGCGUCCACUGGCUCGCGACUCAGCACCUUUACAUGCUGGUCAAGGCACUACGUGGGGACCACCUUCAAGGAAUCAAGCUUAUUAUCAAGACUCUUGGAGCCGGAUUCCACCAGCCCGUUGAAGGGAUACACUGUCUGAGCAUGAAGGAACAGAAGAAGCUGAUGAUGCAGAACCUGUGGUUGGCCGAAUUUGCGCGCCACUACAACAUUGACGUCAUCGACACCUUCAACAUUACGGUGGCGCGCUACAAAGACUUCCUGCAAGGAAAAUGCGCUUGUCAUUUCCACAAGGUGGUCCCAGUGCAAGCGCCCAAGAACCGGCCGCCGGGCAAACCGCCGCCAGCGCCUUCGUUCCACGUAGAAGGCAACAUCAACGCCAUCUACAGCGAGAUCCUGCUCAACCGCAUAUGCGCCAAGCACGCCGAGGACAGCUGAUAGGCACACUUGCCACGAAGACUGUUGCUUUGUGCUGUCGGGAUUGUUGGACGCUGAAUCCCGUUCGCUGGAGAAGCAAGGGCGCACCCACUGUUGGCACGCCGCGUUCUGUAACCGACUCUCAGCCCCGUUCCACACUUCUUUAGUGAUUUGUCGUCUGCUGCCAAAGUGUUCGCGAUGACGCCACACCAGCAGAACAAAAACGAGGCUUUCAAGUGCUCGAGAGCCAGCGCAGGUUGCCGUCGACGAUGUUUGUUGUUCCUUUCAUCGUUCGCGAAACGCACAUCUGGAAGCAGUAUGGUUGCACCACUUGACCACAAAUGGUCAGUGGCCGAAUUCGCGAGGCUUAGUAUUCGUAAGAGCUGUUCGAAAUCAGCUUGCUGUUUUGACUAAGUACAUGUUCAUUAUCGUCAUAGGCCGGCUUUCUGUUUUUACAAACCACUCCAACUUACGAAAUGCUUCGUAAAAAUCGGCCCGGAGGCGAAUUAUUUCUAUCUAUGCGUAGAGGGAAAGUGACAGGCUUACUCGAUUGCCACCUUUGGCACUUAUUCGAAUCACCGGAGUGGUUCGUUGCCUAAUGCGAGCGAAUUGGCGGCAUCUGCGUCGCAGUUAGCGAAUGGGUCUCGUUGGUUGGCUUGGUUCGACGCUGUUAACGCCAAAAAAGUCUGGGCUACGAAAACCGCGCAAACAGCUUGCAAUAAACGGAACGACUAGUUGUCAGGCGUGUCCGAAGAAGCGAAAUAGAAUGAAAAGCGCAGCGUAAUAGCCUGUGACGUACAGUUGCAUGCAAACAGAAAAGCCGGCAAAGUAAACGAGCUCGCAAAGUCAAGACAAAAUGGGUGCGCAGAACCACUGACACUUCAAAGUUAAGCUUAUGCAGGCGCCUAAGAAGUUUCCCGA
Messenger RNA from Dermacentor albipictus, 4889 nucleotides. RefSeq names its product cadherin-like and PC-esterase domain-containing protein 1. The record is from RefSeq and is a predicted model, not a curated record. Lineage: Eukaryota; Metazoa; Arthropoda; Arachnida; Ixodida; Ixodidae. Gene Ontology annotation, biological process: protein modification process.